AACCCCGGCAUCAUUACUCCCAUCCCAGAGUUGCAGGAAACGGAAGAGCGGAAGAGCGAAAGAGAAGUGAUCAAGUCUCUCACAACCCAAGCCCAAUUCCAAGAGGAUCUGAGGAGGGGAAGGAAAGGCGAUCCUUUUCCCAGGUGAUUUGAAGUUGGAGUUCCCGGUUGAGCUUAAUAUAUAAUGGGAUUCCCGGUUGGCUACUCAGAGCUGCUCCUCCCCAAGCUCCUCCUCCACACGGUCUUCCUCCUCGGCUUCGUCCGACGCGUCAUCUCCUGGGUCUUCACCGCCGUCGGCCUCGGCGACCUCCUCGACUCCGACAUCCCCUGGGUUGACCCCCCUGCCCCCCACGGCCACGGCCAGCACCACCGCCCGGAAUUCCGGUCGGCGUCGGCGAUGCUGAUCCAGGAGGUCCUCCCCGUGGUCCGGUACGAGGAGCUGGCGGGGGAAGGGCAGCACCUGGGGGACAGCUGCGCGGUGUGCCUCUACGAAUUCGAGGCGGCGGAGGAGGUGCGGCGGCUGGCCAACUGCCGCCACAUCUUCCACCGCGGCUGCCUUGACCGCUGGAUGGAGCAUGACCAGCGGACUUGCCCGCUCUGCCGCACGCCGCUCAUCCCGGAGGAGAUGCAAGACUCCCUCAGCGACCGCCUUUGGGCCGCCGCCGGCGUCCCGGACUCCUUCUACGACUACUACUAUUCCUCCUUCCCUUCUCCUCCUCCGACGCCGACGCUGCUCGUUCACCACCAGCUUCAGCUUCUUUCCACUAGUAUAUAAAUGGCAUACGAGAAGGAAUCUGGAGCGGCCAAUUGUACAUAGCACGCUCGCGGAAACCAGAAUCCCUCCACCACAGCAACAGCAGCAGCAGCAGCAACAACAACAAAAAUAAACAGAUAGAAGAUCGAGAAGGAAAGAGAGGUGGUCGGAAAUUACGUGUGUGUUCUUUGGAAUUUGGAUUUCUGAACGCUAGAAUUGGAAUUCGAUAUGUAGCAUGCAAAGGGUUUGUUAUUGUUUUAGUCGUAAUUUCUGAGGGCCAAGAUCGCCACAGAUAGUAAUGAUAGCAAGGGGUGUCAAAAGAACCUCAAGAGAGAAUAAUUUUUCCGACGAGUGUUUCGAGGAAUUGAGCACGGUGAUUCAGCGGGGAUAUGGGGGUAAACAGGGAGGCAGACAAAGCAAGAGGGGGACUUUUCUUUGUGCUUCGGCCUCCAAACAAAAUUUGCGUCUUGACGGAAAAAGAAUUGACAUAGAGUUUUCGCUUUUUAGAUCGAAGGCUGGAACAGCCUCAAUUUCUCUCUCACUCACCAUGAAAGCUAAGAGCUUGCUCGAAGACAGCCCAACUAAAAGAUGUCGACCUCUUUUUGUUGAAUUGAUUCAGGCGCUUACUUAAAGAUAGACUCUAAAAGUCGCAAGAUCAUGCCGAGAAAGUCGAAAAGCCACAGGCUGUUCUCCCACCAGAGAAGUUCAUCUAGAGAAAGAGUAGGGAGGAACAAGCUGUCGAUAUUUGUUUAUCUUCCUCUAUCUAUAAAAAAUUAUUAUUUUUUCCAUUGCUGAAUGAUUUUUUAAUUCCAAAAGCAAACAAGUUGAAGUA
Molecule: messenger RNA, 1585 nt
Organism: Phoenix dactylifera (date palm)
Lineage: Eukaryota; Viridiplantae; Streptophyta; Magnoliopsida; Arecales; Arecaceae
Source: RefSeq, a predicted model, not a curated record